UUGCAGAGCACUUUUCUACAGGAAGAGACAUGUGCAAAAAGAGAACCUGCCAUCAAAAAGAGAGAGGAUGAGGAUGAAGAGGAAAGUGAAGAUGAGUGGGAAGAUGUGGAAGAACUUCGUGAACCUGAGGUAGGGAUCUUGGAAGACAUUUCUCCAACGCCAGCCGUGCCCAACAAAAUGGUUGAGAUAGAGAUUGAGACACCAGAACAAGCAAAGAAAAGAGAGAGAAGAGAGAAAAGACAAGCUGAGUUUGAAACAUACCUCCGGAGAAUGAUGAAACGCUUCAACAAAGAGGUUCAUGAAGAUACACACAGGGUUCACUUACUGUGCUUGUUAGGAAACGGUUUCUAUCGGAACAGAAUCUGCAGUCAGCCAGAUCUCCAAGCGAUCGGCCUUUCCAUUAUCCCAGCCCACUUUACGAAAGUGCCUACGGAUCGUGUAGACCGCUUGUAUCUGUCAAACCUUGUGAAAUGGUUUGUUGCAACCUUUACUGUCAACAGUGAGCUCUCUGAUAUUGAAGAAAGUUGGCAGUCCACCUUGGAGCGGCGUUUUGCUGUCUAUGCUGCUCGAGAUGAUGAAGAAUUGGUGCAUAUAUUUUUACUCAUUCUGCGGUCGUUGCAGCUUCUGUGCCGGCUUGUCUUGUCUUUACAGCCCAUUCCUCUGAAAAAGCCACCAGAGAAGGGAAAGCCCCCAACUAAGAAGCGUUCUGUCAGUUUAGUCUCUGAGGAACUGGAUAGUUCUGACAAAAAGCCUAGAGCUGCACCAAGAAAAUGCUCAGGACCAAAGAGCAAACCAAGAGCAGGCCGAGAGGAGACUGCACCAAAGAACCUAGAAGCUGACAGGAAACCAAACUCCCCUGAAGGCAAAAGGAAAAUAAGUAAAUCCAAGGUACUGAAGGGUGGUCAGAAAGACAAGGAAUGUGGUGAUGGUGAAAACAACUUGAAGGGAAGGGAAGUGUUGGGGAGGCCCAAAAAUGACCGCCAACGAAGAGUGGCCUCCAAAGUGUCUUACAAAGAGGAGAGUGGAAGCGGUGAGGGCAGUGAUUCUGAAUUCCAUGCUUCAGAAGAUGGUCAGGAUGAUAGCAGCAUCUCUGAUGAUGAUUUUGAAACUACUAAUAGGAAGCAUAGGUUUUCACGGGGAACACCUAAAGCAAGAACAGCAUUUAAUAGCAGAUGGAAAUCUGCACCUUCGAUGUUGAAAGAACCCAAGAAUUCAGACAACGUUGAGCAUUUGUCGAGGAAAACCAAUCUCUCAAGUUCUUCAAACCCACCAAAGAAAAAGAACAAAAUAAUUUCCAGUAGUGAUGAUGAAGGAGGAAGUCAGGAGCCAGUUAUACAAAGAGGCACAAAUCAAUGGGUGGAGGUUUUUGUUGAACGAGAAGACAAGUGGGUGGAUGUCAACUGUGUACAUGGCACAGUUGGCCAGCCUUCACUGUGCUUCAGAUAUGCCACCAAACCAGUGUGCUAUAUCGUUGGCUUUGACAACGAUGGGUGCGUAAAGGAUGUAACACAAAGAUAUGAUCCGGCGUGGAUGACUUCAACGAGGAAAAGCCGUGUGGAUGCCCAGUGGUGGGAGGACACUUUGGAACCGUACAGAAGCCCAUUUGUCGAACGGGAGGAAAAAGAAGAGAAGGCUUUUCUAGCUCAGCUUCAAGACCAGCCCCUCCCAACAGCCGUUGGCGAAUACAAGAAUCACCCACUUUAUGCCUUGAAGAGGCAUCUUCUUAAAUAUGAAGCCAUCUACCCUGAAUCAGCUGCUGUGCUAGGAUACUGCCGAGGGGAGGCCGUGUACUCCAGAGACUGUAUCCAUACGCUGCACUCCAAGGACACGUGGCUGAAGCAAGCUCGAGUGGUGAGGCUUGGGGAAGUACCAUACAAGAUGGUCAUAGGCUUCUCCAACCAGGCAAGGAAAGCACGAAUGGUGGAACCUGCCAACCGGGAAAAAAAGGACUUGGGACUCUUUGGUCUCUGGCAGACAGAACAGUAUCAGCCCCCUGUGGCAGUGGAUGGAAGGGUUCCUCGGAACGAAUUUGGAAAUGUGUAUCUUUUCCAGCCCAGCAUGUUACCCAUAGGCUGUGUACAGUUGAAGCUUCCCAACCUUCACCGAGUGGCACGUAAACUGGAUAUUGACUGUGUUCCGGCUGUUACUGGAUUUGAUUUUCAUGGUGGCUACUCGCACCCAGUUACUGAAGGCUACGUAGUCUGUGAAGAAUACAGAGAGGUGCUUGUUGCAGCCUGGGAGAAUGAAGAAGCAGAGAGGGAAAAGAAAGAAAAGGAGAAGCGGGAAAAGAGAGUGUUGGGGAACUGGAAAUUGUUGGUGAAAGGAGUUCUGAUCCGGGAGAGACUGAAGGAACGUUACUCCACUAAGAAUGAGGCAGCAGAUGGCAUGAUGGGAAGGGAGACUGGGUUCUCCUCUGAUGAAGAAGGACCAAGCUUGGAGACCGCAGCUGGGGACAUGGCUGUUUCUUGGCCCCAAAACCGGCAAGUGGAGAAACAGAGUGGGGGAGAAAAAAGAACCAGAAAGAGCCAGAGGGAGAAGAAAGGAGAAGCAAAGCAUUUGUUCCCAUUUGAGAAGUUGUGACCAGGAGGAAAUGUUGGGCUUUUG
Molecule: messenger RNA, 2604 nt
Organism: Euleptes europaea (tarantolino)
Lineage: Eukaryota; Metazoa; Chordata; Lepidosauria; Squamata; Sphaerodactylidae
Gene: XPC
Product: XPC complex subunit, DNA damage recognition and repair factor
Exons: 14
Coding region: 178-2580 (800 amino acids)
Biological process (GO): nucleotide-excision repair; mismatch repair
Cellular component (GO): nucleotide-excision repair factor 2 complex; nucleus; cytoplasm
Molecular function (GO): damaged DNA binding; single-stranded DNA binding
Source: RefSeq, a predicted model, not a curated record